Molecule: messenger RNA, 2933 nt
Organism: Mauremys reevesii (Reeves's turtle)
Lineage: Eukaryota; Metazoa; Chordata; Testudines; Geoemydidae
Gene: RAB14
Product: RAB14, member RAS oncogene family
Exons: 8
Coding region: 243-890 (215 amino acids)
Biological process (GO): endocytic recycling; phagosome maturation; Golgi to endosome transport
Cellular component (GO): Golgi apparatus; phagocytic vesicle; recycling endosome
Molecular function (GO): GTPase activity; GTP binding
Source: RefSeq, a predicted model, not a curated record
UUGUGCAGCCGGGGCCCGUUCAGAGUGGGAGGGGAAACCCCGCGUACGGAGCACCGCCAUCUUGGAUAAGGGGGGGAUGGGGGCGCAGUAGAGCCGUCGGAACUGAGCCUGUGGGAGCGAGGCAGAGCCCCAGCCCGAAGCAGAGCCGUACAGCGCCCAGAGGGGACCGGGCUGCCGCCGCCGCCGCCGUCACCGAGAGAGCCAAGCUGCACAGCCACCAGCUCCCCGAGCCCAGUGCCACAAUGGCAACUGCACCUUACAACUACUCUUACAUCUUUAAGUACAUCAUUAUUGGGGACAUGGGUGUAGGAAAGUCCUGCUUACUUCACCAAUUCACAGAAAAGAAAUUUAUGGCUGACUGUCCCCACACAAUUGGGGUCGAAUUUGGUACAAGAAUAAUUGAAGUUAGUGGCCAAAAAAUUAAACUGCAGAUCUGGGACACAGCAGGACAAGAGCGAUUUAGGGCUGUAACACGAAGCUACUACAGAGGAGCAGCAGGAGCUCUCAUGGUCUAUGAUAUUACUAGAAGAAGCACAUAUAACCAUUUAAGCAGCUGGUUGACAGAUGCAAGGAACCUCACCAAUCCAAAUACUGUGAUAAUCCUCAUAGGAAAUAAAGCAGAUCUGGAAGCACAGAGAGAUGUUACGUAUGAAGAAGCCAAACAAUUUGCGGAAGAAAAUGGGUUGUUGUUCCUUGAAGCAAGUGCAAAAACAGGGGAGAAUGUUGAAGAUGCAUUCCUGGAGGCUGCCAAGAAAAUCUACCAGAAUAUCCAAGAUGGAAGCCUGGAUCUGAAUGCUGCAGAGUCGGGUGUACAACACAAACCUUCAGCUCCACAGGGGGGUCGACUAACCAGUGAACCCCAGCCCCAGAGAGAAGGCUGUGGCUGCUAGUGACCUCUAUUCCACGGCUCCAUUUUUGACCUUUCACCUCUGUUAGAAGCAGUACUUUUGACUGCUUCAUUGUCUUCUGUACAUCUUACUGGGUUUAAUUAAACUCUGAGACAACAGUUUAACACAGUACUAAACUGCUAAACAACUUUAGAUGUAAUCAGGUUAUCAAAGGCAAGUAGAGUAAUAAAACCUCUCCUGCAUGGUAAAUCUAGAAUAUUUUUUUCCAGUUGUCCUUGUGAUAGUGUCACCAAUACAUGAUUUAAACUGAGCACUGAUGCUGGACUCACGAUUUUACACUUUUGCAGGGCCUUUUCUUGUACGGUUUAAUUUUAUGGUUCUUCAGCCUUCCUUCCCCAUCUGUAACUGUUCUAAAUCUGUCCAUAGUAACUGAUGUUUAUUUGCUGUGAAAUAACUUGAUGGUAGAAAAUGGGCUCUAUAACAAUGUGCUUUUGUUGGAGGAAUUCCCUGUGGCGGGUGUGUGUGUUGGUGGGAUAGCUUGUUGCAGGAGUAUACAACUUACUUCUGUUUUAGCCUAAAACAGGGAAAACAGUCCACUCUUUCUUCUUGUGCUCAGUAGCUUUACAUCAUUUUUUGCCAUUUUAUCCUUUACAUUUGUUAACAGAACGUAAAUAUGUAUAAAAUUUGAAGGAACUGAGCUAACAGUUAAAUACAUUCUGUGUAUAUGAUUUUAAUGAAGAAAAUAAAUUGAUUACUGGCAUUAGAACAGUAUAUGAGAAAAUAUCAGUUUGUACAGUAUGAUCUAUAUGUGACCACAUUGCCCCAUUUAGUACAAAAAUAGAUGUAACUGCAGUUCACUAACAUAGGCGUAACUCCUUGGUGUCAGCAGUGGGCAUUGUGCUGGGAACUUGACUCCCCAUGCAACAAGAUUAACACUAGUGGAAUAUCUGUCUCUGUUCCAUCUUUGCACUGUGGUAUAGCGAUGCCUCUUUAUUAACCCUGUUUUUUGUGCAAUCAACAGUGUGCUAGCCUGCUUUUCUCUUUCUGUAAGCAUUUUGCAUUGGGCUUAAUUUCCUGCCUUGCAUUGUAUAGAAUGGCUGGUUCUAUUACACAUUUUAUGCUUUUAUACCCCCCCCUUUUUUUUUUUUGGAGUGGUCUGAUUCUGAACUGGACAGUCAGAACUCUCUAGGGAUUUUUAACUACUUCUGCAUUUUUAUUUACACUACAGUGAAACUUUUUUAAACAAUUGGGUCCCCUCUUUCUAAAAGCAUUUAGAAUACUGCCUUCAUGAAAUUAUACAUGUUGAAAGUACUCUUUAUAAAAUCGGAGAGUCCAAAUAGUAUUCAGGCAUAUGCAGACUUGUAAAAGUACAUGUGAUAUUUUCUAUUUGGUUAAACCAGUUUGUUUAAAUCUCUACACUCAGUACCAUGCUUCACAUGAAAUCUAAUUUUCAUUUCUGAAACUUCAGAUUUGAUUUAGAGGUGGCAGGGGGAAAGAAUAAGUAGCUAAGUAAGAUAGAACAUGCGUUUGUACCUACCAUUCAUUCAAUAUUUAGUCAAACUGCAGUGUUUAAAAUACAAAGUAGUCUUAAAAUCCCUCUCUACAGACACUAAGAGAAACUAUCCAAUGUUCAGACUUGUAAGCAAACAGUGGUACCAGAGUAUUGUACAGUCAAUGUUAAAUAAAAGCCAAAACUGAAAUGUGCAGACAAUAGGAUUUGGGUGACUUGUGCACUGUCCCUUGUUUUUGUCUGGUUAGUCUUUUUUUAAACCUAAGAUUAUUAAAGUAGAUUGGUAUAAUGUUAAAAAUUUAUGGCUGAUGCAUUUUGCUAAAACAAAGUUGCACCGCAUAGGGUUGCCCAGGGACCAUGACCUGCUGAUGAAACAAAAUUUGGGUGAAGUAAACAGCAUUCUAAUGACUACAGCUUGUUGAAGUGCAAUGCCCUGAUUCCCAAAGUAAGUUACAGUAGGUCUCAUUGUGUCUGUGACAGAAAGGACUUGUUUGGACUGCUGUACUCUUCAUUUGGUGUAACUAUGCUAUUAAUCUAAAUAUUUGUAAAUAAAGUACCUGUAUCUAGAUAAAUUA